Molecule: messenger RNA, 216 nt
Organism: Aspergillus pseudoviridinutans
Lineage: Eukaryota; Fungi; Ascomycota; Eurotiomycetes; Eurotiales; Aspergillaceae
Exons: 1
Coding region: 1-216 (71 amino acids)
Source: RefSeq, a predicted model, not a curated record
AUGUCUCCGGAAUACUGGAUCACUUCAGGAGAUGGCGUCCCGGUCACUAUAAAGGAUAUACAGUACAUCGAAGGCAUUGAUAACACGACCGGGAAUCUUGGCACAAAAGACAGAGAUUGCGCGGCCCAUAAUUGGUAUUUCGGCAAUAUGACCGGGUGCGCAGAGUACUAUGGCCCACCACCCCCGGACAGCGAUCUUAUCUGCCCCAAGAAAUAG